CCCCUCUCCGGCCCCCCGAGGCCUCCACAGGCCUCCCUCGGUGGUAGAGCGGCUACUUUCUGGACGCCCUCCUUGGUCGACCCCCGCAGCCGUGGCGAUGGGGCACAAGGUGGUCGUACUGGACGUCUCCGUCCUCAGGGGACUGUGGGAGACGCGCGUCAGGAGGCAGAAGGAGCGGCAGAGGAAGGAGGCCGAGCGGCUGGAGCAGAGUGCUUUGCAGAGGAUCAAGGAGGAGUGGGAUGUGGCUCUUGAACUCAGGACCCUGGGCCUCCACAGGGCUAGCGGUGCCCAGAACGGCCUGGUCCUCGCCGGCGGCGGAGGCCAGCGGUCAGCUGGCGGGGAGCAGGGCGGCCUCCCUGCCUCCGGCCUUGGGCCUCGCCGGGACGGAGGGCACCGAAGAAAAUUCAUCUUUGAACUAUCGGGCGAGCAGUGGACGGAGCUCCCGGAGGCUCUGAAGCAGGAGGUCGACUUGCGGGAGUGUCACGUGCGGAGCACCUCGAUAACCACCAUCCCUCCCUACAUCGGGAACUUCCUGGACGUCACCGUGCUGGCGUUGUCCAAGAACCAGAUCAGCCACCUCCCGCCCCAAAUCGGGUGUCUGCGCAAGCUCCGCGAUCUGGACGUCAGCUACAACCGGCUGACCCGCGUCCCCCUCGAACUCGGGGCCUGCGAGAGCCUGGAGAGACUCGACUUAUCCGGAAACCUGGGCCUGGUCGACCUGCCCUUCGAACUGAGCCAACUACAGCGCCUCUCCUUCCUGGACUUGGCGGCCAAUAAGUUCGUGAGCGUCCCCAUCUGCGUGCUGAGGAUGGCCCGCCUGCGCUGGCUGGACCUCAGCAACAACUGCCUCAGGGACCUGCCCCAGGACAUCGACAGGUACUGGACGCGCUUAAUUGGUUUUCUUCCCGAUCCGGGUACAUUCCACGGGAAUUUGUGGAGCCUCUUCUUCUUAACUCACAAAAACGUGUUCCCAAAUCAUAAGGACGGGGUUUGUUAG
This is a messenger RNA of Tachyglossus aculeatus (Australian echidna), 997 nucleotides long. It is a transcript of the gene LRRC2, whose product is annotated as leucine rich repeat containing 2. The coding region runs from base 98 to 997 and encodes 299 amino acids. NCBI's taxonomy places the organism in Eukaryota, Metazoa, Chordata, Mammalia, Monotremata, Tachyglossidae. Gene Ontology annotation, molecular function: protein binding. The record is from RefSeq and is a predicted model, not a curated record. The transcript has 7 exons.